Molecule: messenger RNA, 2716 nt
Organism: Xiphophorus maculatus (southern platyfish)
Lineage: Eukaryota; Metazoa; Chordata; Actinopteri; Cyprinodontiformes; Poeciliidae
Product: DNA-directed RNA polymerase III subunit RPC4-like
Exons: 8
Coding region: 635-1801 (388 amino acids)
Biological process (GO): transcription by RNA polymerase III
Cellular component (GO): RNA polymerase III complex
Molecular function (GO): DNA binding
Source: RefSeq, a predicted model, not a curated record
CACAACAUGUCUGCCGUCGCCAGAACAAGUAGCAGUAGAAGAAGAAAACUACGACGAAGAAGAAGCUGUUACCGCUGUGUGCUGUUUUGAACGAUCAGUAAAAAUAGCAGUGAGAAGCAUCAACUCUGGAAAGAAAAGAUCGACGCCAUUUCAAAGCCAGGGACAAAAGCAAAUAGAAAGUAUUUUCUUUUUUUUUUUGUAUGCUUCCUUCCUGCAGUCGAAGCCUCUUGAAAAAAAACCACCAUUUUAAAUCAAAAAUAACUUCAUUUUCUGGAGAAAUUAAAGGCUGAAGCUAAAAUACAGAUGCUAAUGCUGUUCUGGAAAUUUUUGGCUUAGCAUAUUGAUAUUCUACAUCAUAUUGAUGUAGAAGCUGGAUCUGAUGCCAAUACAUUCAUUUCCGGGAAGCAAAGAGAUUGUUGUUUUUGUUGUUGUGUUUUUUCCAUCACUUAUUAAAACAGGAUAAGAUAAGAAGGUAAUAUGGAGGACGAAGUUUGCUUGGAUUCGCCUUUACAAAACUGUCUGUGUUAUUAUGUGUUUAUACACUGAGUGAAUCGAGUACUGUUACUAGAGGGAAACCUGAGGUCCAGUCAUAUCAAAGUCAGACCUGAAGGAGAGAAACAAACUGCUUCUAGAAAUGAGCGAUUCGGGGAAUCCAGCCAGCAUCCCGAGCUGCUCCGGCUUUAGAAGCGGGCCAGAGCGGACUGGAAGCGCCGAGCAGAGCCGAGUCUGGAGCCUGAGCUCCUCCAGUCAGCGGGGCAGAUUGCCGUCGCUCAGAACCAGGGACCUGACGCUGGGGGGAGCCGUCAGGAAGACAAAGAAGACAUGGGAGCCUAACGUCCACGCUGUGAGAAAACCGAAAGAUGAGCUGCAAGCAGAAAACCCCGUGGCUCCUAAAAAGGAAAAAAGAGAGAGGGAUGCGAAGAGAAAAGAGAGCAGAGGUGGGAGGAAAGCGAGACCUCAGGUCAUCCAGUCCCACUCCAUCUUUGAACAAUGUCCUGGUGUCUCACAUUACAGAACAGGCCGGCAUGGUGCCAGAGGCCUGCAGAGCUCCUCCACAUCUCCUGUUUGCAGACCCGUGAAAAAAGAAGGGAAGAAUUCGACGGAGGAUGAAGAUCAUCUUCUCAGUAAACUGCAGCGAGACGACUUCAUAGUUGAUCCAGAGUUGAGGAAUGACGCCCACCUGAACCCCAUCGCCCUGCCUCUGUAUCAUUCCAGCGGCUUCUCCAGGCGCCCCAGGUCGUCCAUCGCGACACCAGGUCAAGACGACCUCCCAGUCUUAACAGCGCCACACUGUGGUGCUGAUGGAAAAGCAGCCCUCUUGACUGACUGGCAGAAAUCUGAGCAGUUGUCUCUGGUGAAGAUGCUGCAGGAACUCAGUGUUUCAGGAGGAGAAGAGCUGUUCUUCAUGCAGUUUCCAGACUGUCUUCCUGGCAGACACUCUGCACCGAAAGCAGACCUUCAUCAUGGAGGAGCGUCAGGGAAACCUUCAAAGACAGACGCAAAGUCAGCACAGCAAGUAUCCGGCAACAUGGACGGCUCCCUUGUCCUCUCAGAAUUCCCUGAGGGAUUUUUGGGCAAACUACAAAUCAGGAAGUCAGGGAAGGUGGAGCUAAAGCUGGGUGACGUCAUCCUGGACGUGUCAGAAGGAGCUGCCUUUUCCUUCCUGCAGCAACUGGUGUCGGUCCGUCUGUCCGGUGGGAGAACUGGGAACAUGACGGUGUUGGGAAACGUCCGUCACAAGCUGGUUUUGUCCCCCGACUUCCAGUCCUUGUUGAGGCAGGCGGCUGCACAGCAGCCAUGAGGCUCACGUCUGCAGACUGUGAAUUACUGGACUAUUGGACUAAUAUGACAGUUCAACAUUUGUUACUGAAAAAGCAUUCUGUUUUCAUAAAGAUGACUUAUUUUUCUACUUUCACUGUGAGAAAUCUUUAAACCUAGUAAAUCUAAAAAAUCUUUGAUGAUGUUUUUGAGACUAAUAAACAAGAUUCAUUCUGAGCUUCAGGUGAGUUCUGAAUAUUCCCUCUACAAUUAGAUCCACCAAUUACACCGGGGUUGUCACUCAUUUAUAUUUUGAGCCAAAUCAAGCUUUCAAAUAUCUGCAAAGUGGCAGAAUGUAUUCAUAAAACACAUUUUAACUGCUAAAAUUUUAACAAACAGAUGCAUUCUAUGAGCACUUCUUAAAAUUAAAUAACAUUGAAUCAUAUUUUCAUAUUGAUGUAAUUUGGCAUUACUCAAAGAAAAACAGCCCAAAAUGAUAACAUUUUUAAGCACACAACUAUUAUCUUUAGAGCUGCACUGUGUAACUUUUACAAAAACUAUAUAUUUUUGGCAUAUUUGUUGACCAUGUCAUGACAGUAUUAUAUAAUCUGUGAAUAGCUCCAUCUCCUCUGCCUUCUCUGUGCUGAGCCAGGAGGCGGGUUUUAGCGCUGUCAAUCAACUUUGUGUACUCCCUGUUCAAUGUGCUAAUGGUGAAGAAACAAUUUACCGCUACAGGAAAUCCAUGCAUCUGCCGUCAUUGGUGGCCAUGCUAACUAGCCUUAGCAUUCACAGCAGGCUCUCCUACCAGGAAGAAGCUGUACCGUAGCAGUAGCAGCACAAGCAUGAUUGACAGCGCUAAGACCCGCCUCUUUGUUCUAAUUGGUCGUUUCUUGUUAGCGCUGGAAGAAGGCAGAGGAGCUUGAUUGUUGACAGAUUAUCUGUCUCAUACCAUACUGUC